UCCCAAACUAUAGAUAUGCUCGACAAUCUCGAAGAAUCCAUAACCAAGUCGCCGCUUGUGAUCUUCAUGACUCAACCUCCCACCAUAAUUAAUAGUUGUGGAGAGAAAUUUUACAGUGCAGUUUCCACCCUUUAUGUUCUAGCUUAUAUUUUUCUUGGCAUUGGACUUCCCAUUUGCGCCUCCUUGGUCAAGAGGAGCCUUAUACAACAUUGAUUUGCCAACUGAUCAAUUCAUUCAACUAAAUCUGUUCAACAUUAAAUGAAUAGGGCAUCUUUUUUUUCUUUUCAUUUUUUUAUUGGCAUCGGGAGACCGAGAACGAAGCCCCGACUAAUCUCGGGGGUGCAUAGGCCUUCGCGCCUUCUCUCUUGCUCGGUUUCUUCUCCACAGCCCAAUGGCAGCAACAUCACCGCAGAAGACUUCGUUCAACCACAAAAAGGUCCCUGUUUUAGACAACCCGAUACAGAGCAGCCGUCUGUGCUCACCGAUUCACCAUCAACGACCAGCACCACCAUGGAAGCCAUCCUUGCACCACCCAACCGCCAUCCCACUACGUCAACAACCCCUCUUACCCAUCACGGCAGCGAACCACUGCUCAGCCUCAGCGCAUCAUCGCCUCCACACCGUGAGCUCUCCCACUUUAUCUCAAAACCACCAUGUGUUAGCCAAACCGCAGACCACCACCCUUGCUUCUCCACCGCAUGCCCUCCACGCCAACCCAACACCGAGGCCAUGCAUCACCUCCGCAAGCUCAACGACUCCAGCGAGAACCACCCAAAGUGGACGGAAGUUCCAACUGCUGUAAGCCAAGCCGCUGCUACCUUCCUCCGUUUGAUCACCAAUGGACGUUGCCACCUUCGCUCAACCAUGGAAAGCAUCUGUUUCACACAUCCAAAGCAGAGCAGUUCUCACGUCACCCGGAUCUACCGUGACACCAUCGAUAUUUGCCCAGCCACCUAGCUCAGCCCGAGUGCUCUGCCUCUCCUCCAUCUAUUUCUUCCUCUCUG
Messenger RNA from Carya illinoinensis, 1004 nucleotides. RefSeq lists its product as uncharacterized. The record is from RefSeq and is a predicted model, not a curated record. The transcript is spliced from 2 exons. The coding region runs from base 259 to 957 and encodes 232 amino acids. Lineage: Eukaryota; Viridiplantae; Streptophyta; Magnoliopsida; Fagales; Juglandaceae.